Molecule: messenger RNA, 2115 nt
Organism: Penicillium longicatenatum
Lineage: Eukaryota; Fungi; Ascomycota; Eurotiomycetes; Eurotiales; Aspergillaceae
Product: DUF2457 domain-containing protein
Exons: 1
Coding region: 1-2115 (704 amino acids)
Source: RefSeq, a predicted model, not a curated record
AUGCUUCUUACGCCCAGCUCUUCCAACCAAGCGACACACGACGAGGCCGACAUGGCUGAGGACUUGGACGAACCCCCUGAUCAACAUGUUUUGCACGCCACCCCGAUGAACGACGAUAUGGUCUUGACUCGGCCGACCAUGGUCGACCGGAAGGAAUCGCUGCUCACUCGCGCCUUGAAGAGCAGCCCGGAAAUGUCGCCUCUCGAACAGCACCAUCCCUCUAUGCACGACUCUGCCUACUCCUAUCGCUCCUACCCGCACAGCAACAUCUCUGGAAUCUCCACCGCCGAGCUGACCAGCGAUGGCGGUCUCACAAGCCCCUCCCUCUCCAACACCCCGAGUCCGCCACUCCCUCCGCAGAUGAUGGGCAAAGCUGCCAUGGCCGGCAAGAAGGAUUUAAAUCAACGCGUAAAGGUGGUCGAUACGAACGAGAACUCCGUCGAGGCCAACCUUGGACGUAAGCGUUGUAUCAGCUUCGCCUGUGGCAAGGCUAAGGAGUCAGCCCAGCCUAAGGCUCCCUCGCCUGAGAAGACACAGACGACUACGCCUCAAUCUCAAAAAGAUGCGCUUGAACCUCCGAAGCGCAAAUCGACUCUUACUUUCGUCUGCCCGAGCCGUCAGUCUGUUAUUCAAAGAGAACGCUCGCCGGGUCGCAAGUCUGCGUUCCGGAACCGAUGCCGUGGUUCUCCUGCCCCUGCUAUUCGCAAGACUUCUUCCUCCGCCCAGGCCUCUGAAGAGAUUAAGGCGCCUGCGACGGAUUCGCCCAAGGGUGUUCCGACAAGCGGUCUAGGCAAGUUUGAGGAAUCUGAGGCCACUCGGUUCCAUGAGUUUGCUAGUGCCGUGGAAGACGAUGACGAGUGGGUGAAGAAGGAAACUGAGUUUACCGAGAAGAUCACCUUGAACGACUGCAUGAAGAAGGAGAACGCUAUUCGCCGCCUCGCUGAAGAAGCCGAUCAGGAAGAUGAAGACGACGAGGAGGAUGACAUCGAGGAUCUCGCCGACGAUGACUCAACUGUUCACGAUUUCUCUUCCGAUGACGGUAAUGAGUCAGACAACGAGGCGGGCUUUGCGGAUUCGGAUGAGAGCGAUGACGAUGGUUCGGACUACGAAUUCUGGGCCCCCUCUGCUGCUACAUCCGAAACCAAUGUUCCCGCUAUCGACAUCUUCCCUCCGAUCUUGGAACGUCGGGCUUCGAAUACCUCCUUCGACUCCAUGACCGACGAUCACCCAAAGUGGCUGCCGGCGCCUGUGCAGAAGAUUGGCGGACGCCGUGGCGUAACCAAGCCAAUCAAGAUGCGACCCGGUACCCCUAAUCUGCCUGACAGCACCGAUUUCGUCUGUGGCACUUUGGAUGAGGAUCGUCCUCUCGAGGCUGCUUACAAGUCGUGCCUCGAACAGCGCCGCAUUUCUAAGCAUGUCCCGAUCCCGCAAGACAUCGACCCCAGCUUCCCCACCAGCGACCCCGAGGCUGAAGAAGACCUCGAGGAUCUCUCUGAGGAUGAAGAGGCAUCUAAUGCUGAGCCAGUCCGCGGCCGGACAGAAGGCCCGACUCGUUCUCCUCCACGACACUCACCCAAGCGCAUGAUGUCCCCGCCCCCUCCUCGUACUGGUCGUGCCUCUCCUAAGCGCCUCAAGUCCCCGCCUCCCCGUGCGCGAGCCAAAUCCCCCUCGCCGAAGAAGUGGAAGGAGAUGCCGGUUUUGGAGUCGCCUAGCGGUCUCAAUAUCAGCCACCUGGUUCAGCAUCGCCAGCCUUUGGUGCGCACCAAGUCGUUGCCUCGUACACCAAACCCAUUCUUUGCUACCGACCAGUCACAUCGGUGGCACGGAAUCCCACCUCUCUCCGAGUCUCCAGAGGAUGAACACUUCCGCGCUCGUGAGGUAUUACACACACGUGGCCCCAUCGACAUUGUCGAGGGCCUCGAAAAGAAACGCCAGAAACGAAAAGAAAAGUUCUGGCGUCAACAUUGCCGCAAGCAAGCCGCUAAGGGACAAACAACCCAGCGGAAGACUCCCGGCAAGGGAGCCAAACGGAUGAAGGAGCUUGGCCUCGAAGUUGCUGAGAGGUGCAGAGCUUAUGGUGUCGCUGAAGACACCCAGCUCGUCCUAUCUGUUUAG